Molecule: messenger RNA, 3372 nt
Organism: Pollicipes pollicipes
Lineage: Eukaryota; Metazoa; Arthropoda; Thecostraca; Pollicipedomorpha; Pollicipedidae
Product: solute carrier family 22 member 5
Exons: 10
Coding region: 69-1724 (551 amino acids)
Biological process (GO): transmembrane transport
Cellular component (GO): membrane
Molecular function (GO): transmembrane transporter activity
Source: RefSeq, a predicted model, not a curated record
GCCUGAGCCGCGGCCAGCUGGUCAGGUUGUCGUAUUUCGUGCCGACCAACCAGACUGCUCCGGGUGCAAUGACACCCAGUAGCACUUGCAUGAACGGGCCGGAAGGCCGGUUGGUGUCCGGUGACGCGCUGCUGGAGGGCGUCGGCGCUCAGGGCUGGUACCAGCGCCGCCUGCUCUGGCUGUUCGUGCUGCCCGUCUGCUUCUUCCUGCCCGUGGUCUGCCUGAACGUGCUGAUGCAGGUGACGGCACCGGACCACUGGUGCCACGUGCCCGGCCGGCCUGACAGCGUGUCCCUGGACCAGUGGCGCCAGCGCACCCUGCCGCGGCGGCGCCUUCCGGGUGGCUCGGCGACCCACAGCCGGUGUCUCAUGUUCAGCGCCGCGCUGACAAACGCCACUGAUGACUGGCGAAACACCACUUACGACGCUGGCGCGACCCCAGCUGCGUCUUCAAACCAAACGGCGGGCGUGACAGCGUGCCAGUUCGGCUGGGAAUUCGACCGGAAUGACUUCUCGGAAACGGCCGUGUCGGCCUUCCAGUGGGUGUGCGACCAGAGCCAGGAGAGCACCCGGCUACUCACCACGUCCUCCGUGGGAAAUCUCCUGGGCAGCAUCGUCUUCGGUUGGCUGGCCGAUAGGCUCGGCCGUCGCCUGGUGUUCUUCCUGCUGGCCGUCCUGCAGCCGCUAGUCAGCGUGGCCGGCGUGCUGGCCGCCCAGCCGACCGUGUUCAUCGUCAUGCGCUUCUUCGCCGCGCUCUGCUACCCCGUCAUGUAUCAGCUGGUCUUCACCAUCGGGAUGGAGUUUACUGGCGUCUCGCGGCGUACCUGCUACGCCGUGGUAGUGUCCAUGGCCUUCACUCUGGGAAUGUGUGCCCUACCACUUGUGGCCUACCUGCUAAACGACUGGGUGCACCUGGGUCUGGCCAGCGCUCUACCAACGCUGCUCUUCCUGCCCUGUUUCUGGCUGGUGGACGAGUCGCCGCGCUGGCUGCUAAGCCGGGGCCGGCUUACGGACGCCACUGCCGUGCUGAGGAGGGUGGCCGUCGCCAACGGCGUGCCGCCCGGCACCAUGGAGGGGCUGCUAGAGACCACCAGCGGAACAAGCUGUCAGCCGGCCUCACCCAGCCUGCUGCAGCUGCUCUCUGGACGCCGGCUACGGCUCAAGACGGCCGUCAUCACCGCCUGCUGGGCCAUCAAUGUCAUCAUGUACUACGGGCUGAUGCUGAGCUUCUCCGACAUGAGUGGCAACCUCUUCCUCAACUUCUUCUUGCUGUCGGUUGUGGAGCUGCCCUCGAACGUUCUGGCGCUAUACGUGUGUGACCGGCUCGGUCGCCGGCCCACGCAGCUCCUGUUCUUCACCGGCUCUGGCCUCUCCCUGAUGGCCGUAAUUCCGUUGCAGUAUGUUUCCGGCACCGGCGGAGCCAUCACGGCCCUGCUGAUGCUGGGCAAGUUCUGCACCAGCCUCACGUUCGUGGUGCUGUACCUGCAGUCGGCAGAGCUGUACCCCACUUGCGUCCGCUCCAUGGCCAUCGGGCUGUCGUCGCUGGUCGGCAUCGGCGCCGGCAUCUUCACCCCCUACAUCCUCCGGCUGGCUAUACUCAGUCCAUCCUACCCGUUCAUUGUCAUGGGAGGUUUGGGCGGCGUCGGAGCUCUGUGUGUGGCUCAGCUGCCCGAGACCAGAAGCCGUCCUCUGCCGGAGACGCUGGAGGACGCCGAACGCGACUGAAGUGCCCCCGCAAGGCUCAGCUCUCCGGGACCAGAAGCCGUCCUCUGCCGGAGACGCUGGAGGACGCCGAACGCGACUGAAGUGCCCCCGCAUGGCUCAGCUGUCCGGGACCAGAAGCCGUCCUCUGCCGGAGACGCUGGAGGACGCCGAACGCGACUGAAGUGCCCCCGCAUGGCUCAGCUGUCCGGGACCAGAAGCCGUCCUCUGCCGGAGACGCUGGAGGACGCCGAACGCGACUGAAGUGCCCCCGCAUGGCUCCGUUGUCCGGGACCAGAAGCCGUCCUCUGCCGGAGACGCUGGAGGACGCCGAACGCGACUGAAGUGCCCCCGUAUGGCUCCGUUGUCCGGGACCAGAAGCCGUCCUCUGCCGGAGACGCUGGAGGACGCCGAACGCGACUGAAGUGCCCCCGCAUGGCUCCGUUGUCCGGGACCAAAAGCAGCCUGCUGUUGGGAACUGGACGACAUGGAACGCAGCUGAUAUGUGCUCAUGUGGGGACUCUGAACCAGAGAGUCUCCUCCGUACGGCCCCAUUAUUGGGAAUCACGAGUCGGUAACUUUGCUGGACGCCAGCAGACAUCGAGGGCUAUUCAAGCGCCCUCUGUGUGACUCACCGGGCGCACUCCAGGUGGUGCUGUCGUCGGCACACCGUCGCAGGCGAGUUUGUCUGUGGUCAGGCUUUUCAGCCUCUCAGGAUCGGUAGCUCAUAGCAAGAAUCGGUCCAUAUCUCAGCGCCAGUCUGCCUGCCAUCAACGCAUUGCAAUGGGCUUACGGCAUGGUCAUCCAUGGAGAGCAAAAUGUGUCGGUAUUCUUACUGCUGUACAAAAAGCAGAUAGUAGCCUGGCCAGGGAAGGGAAGGGGCUUGUGAAGCCAUACCCUCUUCUUGAGGUGGUUGGAGCCCUGAGUUAAAACAAAACAGUGCUCUUUGGCAGAUUAAGACACGUGUUUGGAUUACAUAACAUGAAAACUGACCCGAGGCAUCAAAAUAGGACCUUAUGUUUGCGUAUGUCCCCUAAACCCAAAACAGGGCCAAUAAGCGACGAACAGAGCUCUUUGCCUAGAAGUUCUCAAUGAUCCAAGUUGUCCCCUUCCCUGGUGAGAUUCAGGCUACGCCACUUAUAAGCAGACAUUCCAUCGGCAGCGAUUUUUCGCUUUGGCGGGCUGAGCGCGUCGGUGACUUGCCACGUGUCCCGACUACGAGCCACGUGCCCCGACUAUGAGCCACGUGUCCCGACUAUGAGCCACGUGUCCCGACUAUGAGCCACGUGUCCCGACUAUGAGCCUGUUCUCAGGCAUGACAUCUCCUGAGCAAACUCACCAGCUCGGAGACACAGUGAUGGCUGGUGUUAGCUGACUAGAAAUUAUCACGAUUAUGCCAUAACUACUGUUUGUCUAUUUUGUUCUGGUUAACAAAAACCGUAAGUGUGAAGCUGUGAGCUGCCGAUUGCAGUCUAUAAACUAUCGGGUUACAAAUGUCUUCAUAUGGAGAGGCCGGGUUUUGCGGCGAAUCUGUGUUGCAGCAAGCAUCUACACCAACCUGCGACCAAAUUGCAGCUUAUUGCUAACGUCACUCAGCAUCAAGGCGAUGACCAGAGAAUUGCUGCCCCGUGCCGCUGCAGCCGUGCGAGGAAGCGGGUUGUCAGCCUUACUC